This is a messenger RNA of Vicia faba (fava bean), 1872 nucleotides long. NCBI's taxonomy places the organism in Eukaryota, Viridiplantae, Streptophyta, Magnoliopsida, Fabales, Fabaceae. The record is from the annotation of a GenBank genome assembly.
AUGCCUGCCGUUCAUGGAGGUCGCAUGACCACUUUCGAAGACUCCGAGAAGGAGAGUGAAUACGGUUACGUUCGUAAGGUAUCUGGACCUGUCGUUAUUGCAGAUGGCAUGAAUGGGGCUGCUAUGUAUGAACUGGUGCGUGUUGGUAAUGAUAAUCUCAUUGGUGAAAUUAUUCGUUUGGAGGGGGAUUCUGCCACUAUCCAAGUUUAUGAGGAAACUGCUGGGUUGAUGGUUAAUGACCCGGUGUUACGUACACACAAGCCUUUGUCUGUGGAGUUGGGACCUGGAAUCUUGGGAAAUAUUUUUGAUGGAAUUCAGAGGCCUUUGAAAACUAUUGCAAGAAUAUCUGCUGAUGUCUAUAUUCCUCGUGGUGUCUCUGUUCCCGCACUUGACAAAGAUACACUUUGGGAAUUUCAGCCUAAGAAAAUUGGUGAAGGAGACCUAUUAACUGGUGGAGACUUAUACGCAACUGUUUUCGAGAACAGUUUAAUGGAACACCGUGUUGCACUUCCUCCUGAUGCCAUGGGAAAGGUUACCUACGUAGCACCGGCUGGCCAAUAUUCCUUGAAGGAUACUGUCUUGGAGCUUGAGUUUCAAGGUGUCAAAAAGAAGUUCACCAUGCUUCAGAGUUGGCCUGUACGUACACCAAGGCCUGUUGCAUCUAAACUUGCAGCUGAUACUCCUCUUCUUACUGGUCAGCGUGUUCUUGAUGCCCUUUUCCCUUCAGUACUUGGUGGGACUUGUGCCAUACCCGGAGCUUUUGGUUGUGGAAAAACUGUCAUUAGUCAAGCUCUUUCUAAGUAUUCAAAUUCUGAUGCUGUUAUUUACGUUGGUUGUGGAGAACGUGGAAAUGAAAUGGCAGAGGUUCUGAUGGACUUUCCACAACUUACAAUGACAUUACCUGAUGGCCGUGAAGAAUCUGUCAUGAAGCGUACAACACUUGUUGCUAACACUUCAAACAUGCCAGUGGCUGCUCGUGAAGCUUCAAUUUAUACAGGAAUCACUUUAGCUGAGUAUUUCAGAGAUAUGGGUUACAAUGUCAGUAUGAUGGCAGAUUCAACAUCUAGAUGGGCAGAAGCAUUGCGUGAAAUCUCAGGACGACUGGCGGAAAUGCCUGCUGAUAGUGGAUAUCCUGCUUACCUUGCUGCACGUUUAGCUUCUUUCUAUGAACGUGCUGGAAAAGUUAAAUGUCUUGGAGGUCCUGAAAGAACAGGUAGUGUAACAAUUGUUGGUGCUGUUUCUCCACCUGGAGGAGAUUUCUCAGAUCCCGUGACAUCUGCAACCCUCAGCAUAGUUCAGGUUUUCUGGGGUUUGGACAAAAAGCUUGCUCAGAGGAAGCACUUUCCUUCUGUGAACUGGCUUAUAUCUUAUUCAAAGUACUCAACGGCACUCGAAUCCUUUUAUGAACAAUUUGAUCCAGAUUUUAUUAACAUUAGGACAAGAGCUCGUGAAGUUCUGCAAAGAGAAGACGAUCUUAAUGAAAUUGUCCAGCUUGUAGGAAAGGAUGCUUUAGCUGAAGGAGAUAAGAUCACCUUAGAAACUGCAAAGCUUUUGCGAGAGGAUUACCUUGCUCAAAAUGCUUUUACUCCAUAUGACAAGUUCUGUCCCUUCUACAAGUCUGUCUGGAUGAUGCGCAACAUUAUUCAUUUCUACAAUUUGUCAAAUCAGGCAGUAGAGAGGGGAGCUGGUACUGAUGGUCAGAAGAUAACUUAUACCCUCAUCAAGCAUCGUUUGGGAGAUCUCUUCUAUCGUUUAGUGUCUCAGAAAUUUGAGGAUCCUGCUGAAGGGGAAUCCGCAUUGGUUGCCAAAUUUACUCAGCUACAUGAGGACCUGACUAAUGGUUUCCGCAACCUUGAGGAUGAAGCCCGAUAA